UUUACACAAUCAAACUAUUUUUGGUGUUAUUUUAUUUAUAAUUUAUUUGUCUUCUCUUUUUAACACUCUUUUACUCCUAUGUCGAGUUAUAACUAAAAUUUAAUUUUUGUUUCUACCUUUACUUCUUUCUUAAUCAAUAUUAUUGUCUGUUAUACCCAGAAUUUACUUUCUUUCGUCAUAAAUAACCGUAAAUUUCAUUUUUUAGACCCUUAAUUUCCAAUCAAUCUCCCUUCUCUCCAAAUAAACCACAAUUUAAAAAUAAGAUAAAAUUUUAAAAACACUUGUUUAUCUGAAAUCAACAUGGUAAGGACUGAAGUGUAUGGACAUCGUGGCAUGGGCUGUAGCACAGUUUUAACCUUCGCCUCAUACCCUGAAAACAGUUUAUCAGCUUUUGAAAAGGCUUUGGAGGCGGGUGCUGACGGUUUUGAGUUUGAUCUUUUCUUAACUGAUUAUGGCGAAGUCGUCGUUUGUCACGGUAUGGAACCCUACGGUGCAGCCUGUCUGAACCUUUUAUUAUAUGAAAAUGGUAAAUUAUCAACAUUCCCUCCAGAUCUUUCUGUUCAGAAUCUCACUGUUUCACACCUGAAUGUUGUGCUCAAAGCUCCCUGGACUCUUCCAGGCCUUAAUUCUCGAGAUUCCGUUUCUGAAUACUCAAAGAAACUGAGUGAAUCUGAAAAGCGUGAUUUGCUACAAAAGUAUUUGCAAGAAGCUAAAGGAUACAAACCUGUUAACGGCACUGAUUAUGAGCGCCUUCCAACCUUGGAAGAUGUUUUCAAUAAAUUCGGUUCCAAGGUAAAAUAUAACCUUGAACUUAAAGGUACAAAGGUACAGUUAUCUGAAGAGGUUUUAAAACUUCUUGAGAAGUAUAGACAUUUGGAUGUGUUCAUCUCCUCUUUCAUGUGGAUCCCGCCGCCGCUAAAUCCAAGCUCUAAAUUUUACCAUAAUGAGAAUGAAAAUAAUCCCAACAAAUCACCAGCUGACCUACUUCUCCCUCUUGUUGGUAACCACUUAAAUGUUCCUUUAGCUUUGUUAUUUGAUACGGUAUCCUCAUUACCUUCGGUGCCUAGAGUAUUAGAGUUUGUUAAGAAGUACAAGGCUUCGUCUGUAAACGUUGCAGACUCGUUCUGGUUAAAUGAACUCCCGGUUUUAGGCCUUGAGGAAAAGAGAGAAAUGGCUCUAGAGAGGUUUGUUAAGGAAAUGCAUGCUAAUGGAGUUAAGGUAUUAACUUACUCAACUGAGCCAUUUGAUAACAAAGAUAAUGUAAAGUUGUAUUUUGAAUACAAAGUUGAUCGUGUGUGUCCAAAUGACGUUCACACAUUCGUUACCUUUUCAAAAUCAUUCCUUUAAUUUUUUAUACAUACCCAAA
This is a messenger RNA of Theileria parva strain Muguga, 1366 nucleotides long. RefSeq names its product Glycerophosphoryl diester phosphodiesterase family protein. Gene Ontology annotation, biological process: lipid metabolic process. The transcript has a single exon. The record is from RefSeq and is a predicted model, not a curated record. Lineage: Eukaryota; Apicomplexa; Aconoidasida; Piroplasmida; Theileriidae. Gene Ontology annotation, molecular function: phosphoric diester hydrolase activity. Bases 301 to 1347 code for a protein of 348 amino acids.